Molecule: messenger RNA, 2914 nt
Organism: Oryzias melastigma (Indian medaka)
Lineage: Eukaryota; Metazoa; Chordata; Actinopteri; Beloniformes; Adrianichthyidae
Gene: gjd2b
Product: gap junction protein delta 2b
Exons: 2
Coding region: 418-1332 (304 amino acids)
Biological process (GO): cell communication
Cellular component (GO): connexin complex
Source: RefSeq, a predicted model, not a curated record
AGGGGGGAGACUACUUAAGGGCGGAUUAACGCUGGCAAGACAUUAAAUCCAACCUGCCUCCAUUCAGACGCAGCGCCCAGCCCAUCAACCUGAUCUGAAGAUCGAAAAUAGGAGGGCUUACAGUAAUCAGCCCUCACACUCUGAUGACAAGGAACGGCGUGGCCACGUUGCGGGGAGCGCUCAGCACGCACAGCUGGACUCUUCCUGGGCGCUGCGCUCUCAGCUCACAUCCAGCCAGAGCGCGCGCGGAGACAGGAGGAGCAUCCCGUAACGGAUGCCUGUUUUAGUUCCUUUCGGACUCUCUGGAGCCUGACCACAAACAAAAAGAGAGAACUCUGAAAGGAAAUCAAGCCCCCUUUUUCUUUUUUUGGAGGAAUUUGAACCCGUUGAACAUUCGUCUUCUCCGGAUGCUCAGAAAUGGGGGAAUGGACUAUACUAGAGAGGCUCCUGGAGGCUGCUGUCCAGCAGCACUCUACUAUGAUCGGAAGGAUCCUGCUAACAGUGGUGGUCAUCUUCCGGAUUCUAAUCGUAGCAAUAGUUGGAGAGACAGUCUAUGAUGACGAGCAGACCAUGUUUGUUUGUAACACCUUACAGCCGGGCUGCAACCAGGCAUGUUACGACAAGGCUUUUCCCAUUUCACACAUUAGAUAUUGGGUUUUUCAGAUCAUCAUGGUGUGCACGCCCAGCCUUUGUUUUAUCACAUACUCAGUGCAUCAGUCUGCCAAGCAGAAGGAGCGCCGCUACUCCACGGUCUACCUGACCCUAGAUAAGGAUCAAGAUUCUCUGAAGCGAGACGAGAGCAAAAAGAUCAAGAACACCAUCGUGAAUGGAGUACUUCAGAACACCGAGAACUCCACCAAAGAGGCGGAACCGGACUGUCUGGAAGUCAAAGAGAUCCCCAAUUCGGCCAUGAGAACUACAAAGUCCAAAAUGAGGCGGCAGGAGGGCAUCUCCAGGUUUUACAUCAUCCAGGUGGUGUUCAGGAACGCGCUGGAGAUAGGCUUCUUAGUGGGCCAGUAUUUCCUGUACGGAUUCAACGUCCCGUCCGUGUACGAGUGCGACCGCUACCCCUGCAUCAAAGACGUCGAGUGCUACGUCUCCAGGCCCACGGAGAAGACGGUCUUCCUGGUCUUCAUGUUCGCCGUCAGCGGCUUUUGCGUGGUUCUGAACCUGGCGGAACUCAAUCACCUGGGCUGGAGGAAAAUCAAAACGGCCGUGAGAGGCGUGCAAGCCCGGAGAAAGUCCAUCUAUGAGAUCCGGAACAAGGACUUGCCCAGGAUGAGUGUGCCCAACUUCGGGCGCACGCAGUCCAGUGACUCUGCGUACGUGUGAUGGACAUGCUUAUUCUUGUCAUGAGUGGGCAGAUUUUCUUUGAUUAUUCAUUUUUCUUUGAAGAACUUUUAAUUAUUAUUAUUAAUAUUAUUGCACUGAUGCAACUUUUUUGGUAAAGUUUCUACUCUGUAAAAUCGAGGCCAUGAUGUGUUCAGUGACUCUUUGUUGGGGCUGUUAUACUUGAAGAGAGAAAAAUGCAAAAAAAUGAAGAAAAAAAAAAAGUUGCACUAAGAGGUGAACACACUCCAGAGCCUGAUCUUACCCAAAUGUGCUUCUGCCCUGAUGGUGUUUGAAAACGUUUCUUUUCCACCCGUUUUUUCUUACUAAAUGGCACCAUUCUACGGAGAAAACAAAUCUACCAUCCAGAUUUAUAUGUGCAUAUAUAAAUCCUCUGUAUGGUUAGAUGAAAUCAAGCCUGAUUUAUGUUUUUUUUUUUGUUGCCUGUGUUGCACCACUGACCUUAACAUAUGUAACCAUUCCAUUGCUUCUUAGCUUACUUGCAAAAUGUGGUGAAUUUGCUGCAAGCAAACGUCUGUGACUUCCUUAAUUUAUGACACACCAAAGCGCCCACUGCUUUUAUUUGUGAUGUGUUCUUUUUUUUUCUUUCUGCUUUUUGCUUUUGUGUAAUCAAGUGCCAUACUUGUAUAUAAACAUAGUAUAAAUAUAUAUAUGUAUACAUAUAUAUAUAAAUCUAUAAUAAUAAUAAUAAUAAUCAUCCUGAAAGCUGAUUCCCUGCUCGGAUUAUGCUUACUACUGACCAAUUUUUUAUUUUGCUCUAAAUGUAUUUGUUGUGAAUCAAAUCAAGAAAUCCAAGAUAUACAAAUGUCUAAUUUAUUUUGCAAAUGACUGGAACCAGAAAUGAAGUGCUAGUCUUUUUUUAUAUAAAAAAAAACUGCAAUCAAAGCUGAUAAACACUGAAAAAAAAAAAAAAUAAAAAAAAUAAAAAAAAAAAACAGCACAAAAUUGAUAUUUUUAUCAAAAGAAUGGGCAAUAGACAUCUGUUCUGGUGCUACAAUUUUUCAUAGAAAUGGUUUUAAAUGUAACCUACAAACGGAUCAGAAAGAAAAGCGAAACAUCAUUUUCUUCUGUGGAAAAUAAACGUGGAAUUCAUGUACACCAGAAACGUGUGCGGUGCCAUGCUUUGUGCGCUCCCCCCUCCUCUCGUAGCCUGUUUUUUAUCAUAUCCAGUGGAAGUUGCUGCAGUGAAGAUGUUAGCCACACCCACCACUGCAGGACACACCUUGUGCAGGAUUUCACCUCUCUGCAAUGCAUGCUGCAAAGCUCCUUUUAGGAAUCAACUCGUUUGGACUCAAACGUGAGAUUUUUUAAUAUGAAAUAAGAGAAAAACAACUUAGAGGAAUCUCUUUUUCGACUUUUAAUCUAAGAAAAGAAGCACUCAGGGGAACACUGUGUUCUCCUUUCAAGGUUAAGACAAAAAGAAAAGAUUUUCAAGGAAAAGAGGGACAGAAAUAGAAUAAAGCUCUCUGUUUGGGAAAAGUCUUUUCCUGAAUUCCGGCAGAGAUGACUCUGCAAAAGCAGCAGAAAUUAACAGCACCUGCACAUCCACCUCCAGAUCAGCAGG